AUGGCACUCACGGAGCAGGAGAAGGACCAUGCUCUAUGGGCAAGCCUGAUGCGGAGGCUUGCCAUGGAGGAUAAGAUGAACAUCAGUGCUUUGCCUCGCAGACCACCGCGGCUUGACAACCAGGUCUUUGCUUUGUCCCAGUGGUACGACGAGCAU
This is a messenger RNA of Symbiodinium sp. CCMP2592, 156 nucleotides long. The record is from the annotation of a GenBank genome assembly. NCBI's taxonomy places the organism in Eukaryota, Dinophyceae, Suessiales, Symbiodiniaceae.